Camellia sinensis is the source of this 945-nucleotide messenger RNA. Its product is annotated as equilibrative nucleotide transporter 2. Gene Ontology annotation, biological process: nucleoside transmembrane transport. Gene Ontology annotation, molecular function: nucleoside transmembrane transporter activity. NCBI's taxonomy places the organism in Eukaryota, Viridiplantae, Streptophyta, Magnoliopsida, Ericales, Theaceae. The record is from RefSeq and is a predicted model, not a curated record. Gene Ontology annotation, cellular component: plasma membrane.
ACAACAGACCAGCGUCUCUAUCUCUCUCUCUUCAGCGUUUCUCUCUACCUCUCCCAUUAUACUGCCUCUGCCUCUCCGCUGCUCUUCUCCACUCCCUCUCUCACCGUCGCUCCACCAGUCGUGCCUCCGCCACUCCUCCUCACGGUGGCCGACAGCUGGAGCACCGUUUGCAAGCUCUCUGUCUCUUUGUGCAGUUCGCAUUUUGACACAAAAUCUAGCUGCUUUUCUUAGCAUUGCAUUACCAAGUCUGCUAGCAAGUGUCAUGACUAUUGCUGCUGAUACAAGUGGAUCUCCAACUAGGCUUCAGUUAGGUUCAGCAACAUCAGGGAAAGGAGACAUUGGAAAUUAUACUGGUAUAUGCAUCAUUGUAGCUACUUUGGGAGUUGCAGAUGGCCAUGUUCAAGGAGGGAUGGUUGGAGACCUAUCCUUCAUGUGCCCUCCGUUCAUCCAAUCAUUCCAAGCUGGUUUGGCUGCAUCGGGUGCUCUCACAUCGACAUUGAGACUAAUGACAAAGCAGCCUUUGAAAGAACUGAUAAUGGCCUUUGCAAGGGAGCCAAUGGUUUUUGACGUACAAAUGUGGAUAUGAUUUUUUUUGACAACUACGGAAGGGCAUUAUUUUUAUAUCUGUGUCUGUAUAUAUAGUGGUUCAUACAAAUUAGUUUUUUUGCGUGGUAAAUAUCUAAAAUUUGGCCUGAUAGAAAUUAGCAUUGGAUGUGGUACAAAUUAGUUUUUGGGGCGGUACAGAAUAAAUUUUUGGUGUGGUAUAGAUUUCCUUUUGGAUAUUAAAUUUGGUUAAUCCUCUAUUAUGUAUGGACUUAAAUUAUUGGGGGUUGGAUUAUGCUUGGUAUUGAUGGAAUUUGUAUUACAUUUAGAAUUGGACGUUGAAUAUAAAUUUUUUGGAUGGUUGGACGUAAAAUGUGUGCACGUUGUUGAAUGGUUGAUAAU